This is a messenger RNA of Lentinula edodes (shiitake mushroom), 596 nucleotides long. RefSeq names its product ATP synthase E chain-domain-containing protein. The transcript has 4 exons. Gene Ontology annotation, biological process: proton motive force-driven ATP synthesis. Bases 105 to 377 code for a protein of 90 amino acids. The record is from RefSeq and is a predicted model, not a curated record. Gene Ontology annotation, molecular function: proton transmembrane transporter activity. Lineage: Eukaryota; Fungi; Basidiomycota; Agaricomycetes; Agaricales; Omphalotaceae.
UCCCUCCAACUAACUAAUAACUUUUCUCAGUAAAGUCUGUCUUCUUUUAGAGGUCUAUCCUCCCCAUCAUCACCGCGCCGCUGAAUUCACGAUUUCUUGCGGCCAUGGUUUCACCGACUGUAAACGUCGCCCGCUACUCUGCUCUCUUCGCUGGUGUUCUCUAUGGUUUUUAUCAUCGCCGGACAUUACAAGCAGCACACAACGAGAAUAAAGUGCAGCACGCCGCUCACGACAGAGAACACCUAAUUGCUGAGGCGAAGGAGGCAUGGAAAAAGAAGCAAGCUCCCGAGAGGCCUUCGGAUGACGUUAUCACAGAUCCAGAAGACCCUCGAUUCGACCUAGAGAAACUCAUUGCUAAAUGGGAAAAGGCAACAUAAUAUACACACUCCCAUUUCCUUCGUUGUGGCUCUAGAGAUGAUUGGACCUCUCAUGCAAAAGAAAAUUAGACUCCGACGACCUGUCAUAUUCUAUUCGGCCUUUCGGAUUGUCACCUACGCUUAUGCUCACAGACUGCAUUAUUUAUGAGGCUGGGUGUAGAAUACUUAUAUACAGUAUACAGUACAGUCUCAAAAUGAAUGGCCGAAGUUUUACUGUCA